AUGCUAAUGGCCGGGCCGCCUCCCGCCGCACACAAUGCGGGCCGGGGCCGGGGGCGGGGGACCGGGGAGGGGGCGGGGGCCGGGCCGGGGGCGGGGGGGCCGGGGCCCGGCGCAUCUCCCCCGGCCCCACGUAACGCUGACGCCCGCGCCGCCGGCCCGCCGCCCGCCGCCGCCGCCGCCGCCGCCGCCCGCUCCGCCGCCGCCCGCCCGGGGCUCGGCUCACGUCCCCGUGCCCCGGUCGGCCACCUAGCGCCGUCGCCCCCGGCUUUCGACGGCGAACUGGAUCUGCAGCGCUACUCCAACGGGCCAGGCGUGAGCGCCGGGUCUCCAGGGAUGGGAGCAGUGGGCUGGUCUGAAAGUCGCGCAGGCGAACGGCGCUUCCCCUGCCCUGUAUGCGGGAAGCGCUUCCGCUUCAACUCUAUCCUGGCUUUGCACCUGCGGGCGCAUCCAGGCGCCCAGGCCUUCCAGUGCCCGCACUGCGGCCACCGUGCGGCGCAGCGGGCGCUGCUGCGCUCACACCUGCGCACGCACCAGCCCGAGCGCCCGCGAAGCCCCGCGGCGCGCCUGUUGCUGGAGUUGGAGGAGCGCGCUCUACUGCGGGAAGCCCGGCUGGGGAGACCUCGAAGCUCAGGGGGCCUGCAGGCCACCCCAGCCACCGAGGGCCUGGCGCGGCCCCAGGCCCCUUCGUCGUCCGCCUUUCGUUGCCCCUUCUGCAAAGGCAAAUUUCGCACCGCGGCGGAGCGCGAACGCCACCUGCACAUUCUGCACAGGCCCUGGAAGUGCGGCCUCUGCAGUUUCGGCUCCAGCCAGGAGGAGGAGCUGCUGCACCACAGCCUGACGGCCCACGGAGCUCCCGAACGCCCCCUGGCGGCCGCCUCGGCUGCGCCCCAGCCUCAGCCUCCACCCCAGCCUGAACCUAGAUCGGUCCCUGAGCCAGAGCCGGAGCCUGAAAGUGAGGCAACCCCCGCCUCCGCUCCUGCUGCUCCCGAGGAGCCCCCCGCGCCUCCGGAGUUCCGCUGUCAAGUGUGUGGCCAGAGCUUCACGCAGUCCUGGUUUCUCAAGGGUCACAUGCGCAAGCACAAGGCCUCCUUCGAUCAUGCAUGUCCUGUUUGUGGCCGCUGCUUCAAGGAGCCCUGGUUCCUGAAGAACCACAUGAAAGUGCACGCCAGCAAGCUGGGCCCACUGCGUGCUCCGGGGCCUGGUUCCGGGCCUGCCCGGGCCCCCCAGCCUCCUGACCUAGGUCUACUUGCCUAUGAGCCUCUGGGCCCUGCGCUCCUCUUGGCCCCGGCGCCCACCCCGGCUGAGCGCCGUGAGCCUCCGAGCCUCCUGGGCUACCUGAGCCUGCGAGCCGGCGAGACGCGGCCCAACGGUGAGGGCGCUGAGCCCGGGGCUGGCCGCAGCUUUGGAAGCUUCCGCCCCCUGCCCUCUGCUCUCCCAGCCCGGGCUCGCCGGCACCGCGCCGAGGAGCCAGACGAGGAAGAGGAGGUGGUGGAGGCAGAAGAAGAGACCUGGGCCCGGAGCAGGGCGGUGGGCCCUCUGGCUUCCCUGCCCCCGCGCCCGGGCGAGGCCCCGGGGCACUCUGCGCCUGCCGCGGGGGCCCAGGCGAGGUCCACCGCCACGCAGGAAGAGAAUGGGCUGUUAGCUGGAGGGGCCCGGCCUGAAGGGGGCCGGGGGGCCACCGGCAAGGAUUGCCCCUUUUGUGGAAAAUCCUUCCGCUCAGCGCAUCACCUCAAAGUGCACCUGCGAGUGCACACAGGCGAGCGCCCCUACAAGUGUCCGCACUGUGACUACGCGGGCACCCAGUCCGGCUCCCUCAAGUAUCACCUGCAGCGCCACCACCGGGAGCAGAAGAGCGGAGCCGGCCCCGGGCCACCCCCAGAGCCACCGCCCCCUUCCCAGCGGGGUUCGGGCCAGUCGUCCGGAGCCAAGCCGGCUCCGCAGCCUGCGACCUGGGUAGAGGGCAGAGCGAGCCCCCGGCCUCCCACGAGUGGCGGCGCGCCGGGGUCCCGUCGGAAGCCCGCCAGCCCCGGGAGGACCCUGCGCAACGGGCGAGGCGGUGAGGCCGAGCCCCUGGACCUGUCCCUGCGGGCAGGGCCGGGAGGCGAGGCUGGGCCAGGGGGUGCCCUCCACCGAUGCCUCUUCUGUCCCUUCGCCACUGGAGCCCCCGAGCUCAUGGCCUUGCACCUACAAGUGCACCACAGCCGCAGGGCUCGGGGCCGCAGGCCGCCCCAGGCCGAUGCAUCCCCGCCCUAUGCCCGAGCACCGUCAGGAGAAACCCCUCCCACUCCUCCGCAGGAAGGGGAGGAGGGCCCCGGGCUGUUAAGGUCCGGAGAGGCUGGGCUAGGGGGCCAAGAAAGGUAG
Rangifer tarandus platyrhynchus (Svalbard reindeer) is the source of this 2361-nucleotide messenger RNA. The record is from the annotation of a GenBank genome assembly. NCBI's taxonomy places the organism in Eukaryota, Metazoa, Chordata, Mammalia, Artiodactyla, Cervidae.